Messenger RNA from Quercus robur (English oak), 878 nucleotides. RefSeq names its product thaumatin-like protein 1b. The record is from RefSeq and is a predicted model, not a curated record. Bases 114 to 878 code for a protein of 254 amino acids. The transcript has 2 exons. Gene Ontology annotation, cellular component: extracellular region. NCBI's taxonomy places the organism in Eukaryota, Viridiplantae, Streptophyta, Magnoliopsida, Fagales, Fagaceae. Gene Ontology annotation, biological process: defense response.
AAGAAAGAAAGUCGGAUUUGGCCUAUGCAACUUCUUUCUUCUUCUCAUUCUUUUUGCUUCUCUUAAAUUUCUCUUCCUUCUUUCUCUCCUCUUGUUAUAGUCAUUGAGUUUUAAUGGCUCAAUUAACAACAUUAUUGAUGUCCCUAUUAACCCUUUUUCUAUCAACACCAGGAGUGAUUUCAACGACUUUUACCAUAUUAAACAAGUGCGAUUAUACGGUAUGGCCAGGCAUUCAAUCCAGCGCAGGAAUAGCUUCACUUUCAACCACAGGCUUCGCUCUGCAGAAGGAUGAGUCCAAAACCAUCACUGCACCAGCCUCAUGGGGUGGUCGAUUCUGGGGCCGAACCCAUUGUUCCCAAGAGUACUCCACAGGCAAAUUCUCCUGCGUCACAGCAGAUUGCAGCUCCGGCAAAUUUGAGUGUGCAGGAAACAACGCUCUGCCACCGGCAACUCUAGCCGAGUUCAAGCUCGAUGGUUAUGGCGGUCUUGAUUUCUUCGAUGUUAGCUUGGUCGAUGGGUACAACCUCCCUAUGCUUGUGGUGCCCCAGGGUGGGAAAGGUCAGAAUUGUACAAGCAGUGGAUGCGUGAGCGACCUUAACGAGUCUUGCCCUUCGGAGCUUAAGGUUACGAGCACCGCCGAAGGAGGUGAGAGCGUCGCGUGUAAAAGCGCAUGCGCCGCAUUAGACCAAGAUCAGUACUGUUGUAGAGGCGCGUAUGGCACACCCGACACUUGUAAGCCUUCAACGUACUCUCAGAUCUUUAAGACUGCGUGCCCAAACGCGUACAGUUUUGCUUACGACGACAAGACCAGUACCUUCAUUUGUGGCUCCUCGCCGGAUUACACCAUCACCUUCUGCCCCACCCCUAACACCAGGUAA